Yarrowia lipolytica CLIB122 is the source of this 1284-nucleotide messenger RNA. RefSeq lists its product as uncharacterized. Lineage: Eukaryota; Fungi; Ascomycota; Dipodascomycetes; Dipodascales. Gene Ontology annotation, cellular component: cytoplasm. Gene Ontology annotation, biological process: charged-tRNA amino acid modification. Gene Ontology annotation, molecular function: tRNA adenosine(64)-2'-O-ribosylphosphate transferase activity. The record is from RefSeq and is a predicted model, not a curated record.
AUGACUACCAUAUUGAAUGCCGAUACAGACGCUCUGUCGUUCGGAAAGCUGGCAAAAGAUCUCCGGAAAGACAGCCGAUCUGUGAAAAAUCGGGUCCAGUCGAUUUUCCACGACUCGAAGCAUGUCAAACGAGUGUCUGAGUCGUUCAGCCUUCCUCUGGUGGCCAAUGAACGGUGUGGAAGAUGGUACAUUGCCCCUGAUGACAUUGCGGAGAGUGUCUACUUCAAGUCGACCGACGGACAUACCAAUGUGCAUAGCUUCUCUACUCGACGACUCAAUCUGCAUCUUCUGGACUUUGUCAGAACCCAUGGAGGAGCUGUAAUUGUGGAUUCGACUCGAAGAGGCAAGCCCAUUCCCGAUGCUCUAUCCAAGACUAUUCCCCAAUGGUGCAGAGUGAUCAAUCUGGCUGUGUUUGGCUCUGAUGCCCCUCCUCUGACCACCAGUCCGAUCAUAGUGGGCAAAUCUGAACAUUAUGAGAUUGAAAAGAAGGUAGAUGGCUGGGUGGAUCAGUUUCGUAAGACCGGAGUUGACAUUGAGAAGCUGAAACAGACUCUGGAUAAGCCUGUGAAACCAAUCUGGGUCACUCCAAAGGAUAUGUUACAUUCUGAGCCACCCGUCUACACAGAUUUCUACCCUCUGGUGCUAUGUACGGCCUCGGAGAUGGUCCAGGAUGGAACAGAUAGAAGGAACGGAUACAUUUACGUCCAAGGAGCAGCUGAUGAUCACGAGGAAUGGGCUGAAAAGCUCACGCCAACACUAUUAUGGACUCAUAAAGAGGUUCUAGGAGACAUGAGCAAGACUGAUACCGAACUUCUGGAAUAUGUCAACUCACUGGAGGAUUUCAAAGACAAGGGGGAUACUGCGGUGACUAUCGAACCAACAGGAUUAUCUUUUGGAGCGUCUGAAACACCGGAGUCGUAUAAUGCAGUCAUCUCAGUUGCCAAAACAGUUCCAAAACACAACAAGGUGCUUCACAAGCCAUUGGGCGAAGGAAAGAAGGGCGCUAAGGAGCUGCGAACAGCGCUAGAACCCAUCUCCAAAUUUUACAAGGACUUCGUGGGUCAAAAAGUGUUUGUAAUGGCAGACUCAGAUGACCUAUCUGUCUGUAUCAUCCUCACAUUGUUCUGUCUGUACUUCAACGAGGACGGGUCUAUCAAGGAGGGAAAGGGAAACAUGUCCAAGGAGGUGAUAAGGAGACGAUUGGUGUACAUGAUUCAACAGUGCAAGACCAUCAAUCCAUCUCGAGCUACUCUGAACGCUGUCAAUUCGUUUCUGAUGGGUUAA